AUGGAUUUUUCGAGUCUUAUUAAAAAUCGUAAGAAAGUAUUAAAACCGACAAAAACAAUUGUAACAAACACAUCAGGUGAAAAAUUUGAAAUUUCAAGUGGUAUUGUUCGUGAUUUAGGAAUCAAAGUUUCGCCAUUUAUUAUUGAUGAUAAACCAAAUCUCAACAUAGAUAUGAUAAUUCCUGGUUUAUUUCUCAGCUCGCAAGAUCCAGUUAUCGACCUAGAUCUCUUGAAUUCUCAUAAAAUAAAACAUGUUUUAAGUUUAGGAAUUGAUCCUGACAUUAAAUUUCACGGGAUAAACUAUUAUUACGUUAGUAUUCUUGACUUACCUGAAUUUGAUUUACUUGGAGUGUUAAAUAACUGUAUAGAAAUAAUUCAUAAAAAUAUAAAUGAAAAUAUUUUAGUACACUGUAAUGCUGGUCUAUCAAGAUCACCGACAAUUAUAAUUGGAUACUUAAUGGCCUUAAAAAAAAUAUCUUAUAGUCAGUCUUAUGAAAUUGUUAAAAACAAACGUUACAUUCGUCCAAAUGGUGGUUUUGUUAAUAAAUUAAUGAAUCUUCAACAUGAAGAUCUACCUCAGGUUGAUAAAAUUAAUUAAAAUUAUAAUCAUAAUACACUAGAAGCAGAAUUUAAGGGAACGAAAAAAAUUAUUGUGCGUUUAUAAUAAAUAACAAAAGGAAGAAAUAAAUAAAAGAGGGGAAAAUUUGGAAAUAAUUAUUCUUCAACAGUUCAUUUUAUAUGAUAUAACCUUAGGAUAUUUAUGUUUUAAUCAUAUUGUAUACUCAAUAUGUAGUUAAUAUUUUGCAAUUACAUCGUUUAUUACAUCCUAAAACGCAUAGAAAAGUUUUUAUAUUACUUUUUUGCAUGCAUAUUUUUUUUCUAGUGUGUCAUAAUUAAUUCAUCUUCUCAUGCAACUACAACUUUAAUAGUUAAUUGAAUUCAAGCAAUUGAAAAAUUUCUUCUUUCGCUUGUUCAUUCCGUAUGUUUGGCAAUGAUUAUAUUUCAUAAUAUCAUAUGUAAUGAUAAUAAUCUUCAUGUAAAGAGAUAGUAAUAGGUCGAUCGUAGGCUUAUUAAUUAAUUGUAGAUCUAAAAAAUAUAAAUGAAUUUUUCUAUAUUCCCGAAAA
Cotesia glomerata is the source of this 1123-nucleotide messenger RNA. Its product is annotated as dual specificity protein phosphatase 19. Bases 1 to 597 code for a protein of 198 amino acids. Lineage: Eukaryota; Metazoa; Arthropoda; Insecta; Hymenoptera; Braconidae. The record is from RefSeq and is a predicted model, not a curated record. Gene Ontology annotation, cellular component: cytoplasm. Gene Ontology annotation, molecular function: JUN kinase phosphatase activity. Gene Ontology annotation, biological process: regulation of MAP kinase activity; protein dephosphorylation. The transcript has a single exon.